Hippopotamus amphibius kiboko is the source of this 3082-nucleotide messenger RNA. RefSeq names its product serine/threonine kinase 10 (gene STK10). The coding region runs from base 170 to 3082 and encodes 970 amino acids. Gene Ontology annotation, molecular function: ATP binding; protein serine/threonine kinase activity. The transcript is spliced from 19 exons. NCBI's taxonomy places the organism in Eukaryota, Metazoa, Chordata, Mammalia, Artiodactyla, Hippopotamidae. The record is from RefSeq and is a predicted model, not a curated record. Gene Ontology annotation, biological process: protein phosphorylation.
GCGCAGCCCAGGGCGCACUUGACCGGGGUCGGGCUGCGGGGAAGGGCGGGUCCGGGGAGAACCCCCGAGCGCCGCGGCGUCCUCCAGCCCCUCCUCCUCGCGGCCGCCGGAGCCACAGCCCGAGCCGGAGCCGGCGCCGCCUCGCCCGCCGGCUCGCGUGCCCCCAGCCAUGGCUUUCGCCAAUUUCCGCCGCAUCCUGCGCCUGUCUACCUUCGAGAAGAGAAAGUCCCGCGAAUAUGAGCACGUCCGCCGGGACCUGGACCCCAACGAGGUGUGGGAGAUCGUGGGCGAGCUGGGCGACGGUGCCUUCGGCAAGGUUUACAAGGCCAAGAACAAGGAGACGGGUGCCUUGGCUGCUGCCAAAGUAAUUGAGACCAAGAGUGAGGAGGAGCUGGAAGACUACAUCGUGGAGAUCGAGAUCCUGGCCACCUGUGACCACCCCUACAUCGUGAAGCUCCUGGGAGCCUACUACUAUGAUGGGAAGCUGUGGAUCAUGAUUGAGUUCUGUCCCGGGGGAGCUGUGGACGCCAUCAUGCUGGAGUUGGACAGAGGCCUCACCGAGCCCCAGAUUCAGGUGGUUUGCCGCCAGAUGCUGGAAGCGCUCACCUUCCUGCACGGCAAGAAGAUCAUCCACCGGGAUCUGAAAGCCGGCAACGUGCUGAUGACGCUCGAGGGGGACAUCAGGCUGGCUGACUUUGGUGUGUCUGCCAAGAAUCUGAAAACCCUGCAGAAACGAGAUUCCUUCAUAGGAACGCCUUACUGGAUGGCCCCGGAGGUGGUGAUGUGUGAGACCAUGAAGGACACCCCGUACGACUACAAAGCCGACAUCUGGUCCCUGGGCAUCACUCUGAUUGAGAUGGCCCAGAUCGAGCCCCCGCACCACGAGCUCAACCCCAUGCGGGUCCUGCUCAAGAUCGCCAAGUCGGAGCCGCCCACGCUGCUCACGCCUUCUAAGUGGUCUGCGGAGUUCCGGGACUUCCUGAAGACGGCCCUGGAUAAGAACCCGGAGACCCGGCCCAGCGCUGCACAGCUCCUGGAGCACCCCUUCGUCAGCAGCAUCACCAGCAACAAGGCUCUGCGGGAGCUGGUGGCCGAGGCCAAGGCUGAAGUGAUGGAGGAGAUUGAAGACGGCCGGGAUGAGGGAGAAGAGGAGGACUCGGUGGAUGCCGCCGCUGUAAGGCCUCCUCUGGGGAACCACACUCGGGACUCCUCUGACGUGAGUCAGCUGAGCCUCGAUGCCGACAAGCUCCUCAAAGAGUCACCUUCUACCCCACCGCCACCCAGCCAGCCUGAGGACAGUGUGAAUGGGCCCAGCCAGCCCUCUGGGGACACACCCCUCCAAACCACCAGCCCCCCAGGUGUGGCCCCUGCAAAUGAGAAUGGCCUAGCAGUGCCCGUGCCCCUCCGGAAGUCCCGACCGGUGUCCAUGGAUGCCAGGAUUCAGGUAUCCGAGGAGAAGCAAGCCGCUGACCAGGGUGGGGACCUCAGUCCAGCAGCCAGCAGGGCCCAGAAAACAAGCCAGAGCCGUCCCAACAGCAGCGCCCUGGAGACCUUGGGCAGUGAGAAGCUGGCCAACGGCAGCCUGGAGCUCCCCGCCCAGGCGGCUCCAGGCCCUUCCAAGAGGGACUCAGACUGUGGCAGCCUCUCCACCUCCGAGAGCAUGGACUACGGCACCUCCCUCUCAGCUGACCUGUCCCUGAACAAAGAGACUGGCUCUCUGUCCAUCAAGAACUCAAGGCUGCACAAUAAGACCCUCAAGAGGACACGCAAGUUUGUGGUGGAUGGCGUGGAGGUGAGCAUUACCACCUCCAAGAUCAUCAGCGAAGAUGAGAAGAAGGACGAGGAGAUGAGAUUCCUCAGGCGCCAGGAACUCCGAGAGCUUCGGCUGCUCCAGAAAGAAGAGCAUCGGAACCAGACCCAGCUGAGCAGCAAGCAUGAGCUGCAGCUGGAGCAGAUGCACAAGCGUUUUGAACAAGAAGUCAAUGCCAAGAAGAAGCACUUUGACACAGAGCUGGAGAACCUGGAGCGUCAGCAAAAGCAGCAAGUGGAGAAGAUGGAGCAAGACCAUGCUGUGCGCCGCCGGGAGGAGGCCAAGCGGAUCCGCCUGGAGCAGGAGCGGGACUACACCAAGUUCCAGGAGCAGCUCAAGCUGAUGAAGAAGGAGGUGAAGAAUGAAGUGGAGAAGCUCCCCAGGCAGCAGCGGAAGGAGAGCAUGAAGCAGAAGAUGGAGGAGCAUGCGCAGAAAAAACAGCUUCUCGACCGGGACUUCCUGGCCAAGCAGAAGGAGGACCUGGAGCUGGCGAUGAAGAGGAUCACGGCCGACAACAGGCGGGAGAUCUGUGACAAGGAGCGUGAGUGCCUCGCUAGGAAGCAGGAGCUCCUUCGAGACCGGGAGGCAGCGCUCUGGGAGAUGGAGGAGCAUCACCUGCAGGAGAGGCACCAGCUGGUGAAGCAGCAGCUCAAAGACCAGUACUUCCUCCAGCGGCAUGAGCUGGUGCGCAAGCACGAGAAGGAACGCGAGCAGAUGCAGCGCUACAACCAGCGCAUGAUGGAGCAGCUGAAGGUGCGGCAGCAGCAGGAGAAGGCGCGGCUGCCCAAGAUCCAGAGGAGUGAGGGCAAGACGCGCAUGGCCAUGUACAAGAAGAGCCUCCACAUCAAUGGAGCGGGCAGUGCCGCUGAGCAGCGCGAGAAGAUCAAGCAGUUCUCCCAGCAGGAGGAGAAGAGGCAGAAGUCAGAGCGGCUGCAGCAGCAGCAAAAACAUGAGAACCAGACGCGGGACAUGGCGGCACAGUGCGAGAGCAACAUGAGCGAGCUGCAGCAGCUGCAGAAUGAAAAGUGUCACCUCCUGGUAGAGCAUGAGACCCAGAAGCUGAAGGCCCUGGAUGAAAGCCAUAACCAGAACCUGAAGGAAUGGCGGGACAAGCUUCGGCCACGCAAGAAGGCUCUGGAAGAAGAUCUGAACCAGAAGAAGCGAGAGCAGGAGAUGUUCUUCAAGAUGAACGAGGAGGCAGAGUGCCUGAACCCCACCACCCCAAACAAGGCCACGAAGUUCUUCCCCUACAGCUCUGCGGAUGCUUCUUAA